AUGAAGACCUUUGUUCGAGAGGCUCUCCUUCUGCUGCUCCUGGCCAACCUGGCCCUGACCAGAAAUCCAAAGGGUUCACACUCUCUGAGCUUUUUGCAAGCUCUCAUCACCGGGCCUCACCUCCUGGAGCCCCAAUUCAUAUUUGAGGUCUACUUGGAUGAUCUUCAUGUUGAGAGAUUCAACAGCAGAGCAGAGACUCCAAGACUGGAGCACUGUGCACCAUGGGUGGAUCAGCAGGACCCGGAGUAUUGGGAGAAGAGGACACAGGACAUCCUAAACACAGUGGAUACCUACAAGGAUAUUAUGAAGAAAAUGCUUUACGUCUACAAUGAAAAUGAAGGUGGUGAGUUAACCCGAAUCAGAAAUCCUUAA
Molecule: messenger RNA, 372 nt
Organism: Peromyscus maniculatus bairdii (prairie deer mouse)
Lineage: Eukaryota; Metazoa; Chordata; Mammalia; Rodentia; Cricetidae
Source: RefSeq, a predicted model, not a curated record